UCAGCCAGAUCCAGACACAUCUGCUGCCACGACAAUGAAGCUCCUUAUUGUUCUCAGUGUCCUGCUUGCAGUCUCCAGUGCCGAAAUCCUUUCACGAUGUCAAGUUGUUAAAGCUAUCAAGGAUUCUGUACUGACAAAAUUCACCCACUACAGCGUGGCAGACUGGGUGUGCUUGGCCGACCACGUGAGUCAAUACAACACAAUGGAAAUCGGUCAUGAAACACGGAAUGGAGAGGCCUGGGCAUCACAAUAUGGGAUCUUUCAGAUCAGUAGCAAGUGGUGGUGUGAUGAUGGAAAAACUCCAAACUCAGAAAACGGCUGUGGGAUCAGAUGUACUGAACUACUGAGUAAUAAUUUGAAACCUGACAUUGAGUGUGCUGCAAAAAUAGUGGCUUCAAAAGGAAUGGAGGCCUGGAACAGCUGGGUCGAAAACUGCAAAGGUAAAUGGAUCAAAUAUUACUCCUACUUUUGCUUCUGAUAAGGAAGAGGACAUCGUGUUGAUGGGACCCUCUCGCUUUGAAAAAGAACAUAGAACAUUAUAUUGCAGUACAGGUCCUUCGGCCCUCGAUGUUGCACCGACCCGUGAAACCAAUCUAAA
This is a messenger RNA of Chiloscyllium plagiosum (whitespotted bambooshark), 598 nucleotides long. Its product is annotated as lysozyme C-1/C-2-like. NCBI's taxonomy places the organism in Eukaryota, Metazoa, Chordata, Chondrichthyes, Orectolobiformes, Hemiscylliidae. Gene Ontology annotation, biological process: fusion of sperm to egg plasma membrane involved in single fertilization. Gene Ontology annotation, molecular function: lysozyme activity. The record is from RefSeq and is a predicted model, not a curated record. Gene Ontology annotation, cellular component: sperm flagellum; acrosomal vesicle.